AUGGCAAAUGUGUAUGUCUCUGGCACUUGGCUGUAUUGUCUUUGUUGGUACCUUUUGACGUGCAGCACCGGGGCAGCAGCGGCGAGCAACUCAUUUCCCUCAACAGUGGAAUUUGACUUGAUCUUCCCGCGCAACAACACCAAGUACGCUCCGGGACCUCUUUUCCCCUUUGUCUUUGCUAUCCAGAACUCGCAACACGCUGCAGCCCUUCACCCGUACUUAUCCUACAGAGCCUGGAGGCAGGAUGACUACGAUGGAACCUUGGAUGAAGGCAAGCUGGAUCUAACAUGGGCCAAUUUCUCCGGGAGCGAUCCUUUCUUCUCGUACACUGGCAACCACUUUUCCAACGUUUCCAAAGUUGAGGGCACUUGGGUGCUUGCAUGGGAGACGAACGUGAUUAACUGCUCUCAUCGUUCUGAUGAGAUUGGGAAUGGGCCUAAGGAAAGGAGAAAGCCUACAUUGGUCAUAUUCACUCUUGAGCAAGGCGGCCAGCCCCCAGACCUCGUUGCUUCUACGCAGCAUGGUAUCUGUGACCAGGACCAGGAGAUUACUACCUAUACUUACAAUUUAACGGGAGAGAUCAGCGACAGGAUAUUUGGGGAUAACAUGGCUCACCGAAACUCGUGCGCGAUCCUUUCACCCACACUAUCUAGCUCGCACCCGCCUGCCAAUCCGUGUGCUGUCAAGAUAGACUCGGUUAUUGCAUCGAGCAUCUCCGCCGCGAUUACUGCUACCGAAUGCUCGGGCAGCUUGCAUCCAGUCGUUAGCUGCCCUGUUCAAAAAGCUGCGACGGGCCGAGCAGGCCACUUCGUGACGGAUGGGGCGAUAUGGUUUACGGUGAUUUUCAGUUGCCUCACAUUUAUACUAGCGUGA
Messenger RNA from Pochonia chlamydosporia 170, 873 nucleotides. RefSeq lists its product as hypothetical. Lineage: Eukaryota; Fungi; Ascomycota; Sordariomycetes; Hypocreales; Clavicipitaceae. The record is from RefSeq and is a predicted model, not a curated record. The transcript has a single exon. Bases 1 to 873 code for a protein of 290 amino acids.